AAAAAAAGAAAAAACAAAUCAGCACCAAAUCAAAGAGAGGGAAAGAAAACAAGUGAAAACCGAGCCUGGAGCGAGAGCGCGCGCGAUGCGAUGCGAUUGCGGUGGUGGCGGCGGCGGUCAUCGUUGUUGAGGUCCCUUUCACCGGCCAAUGCACCGUCGUGUCACGGCGGUUAUCUCGGUUGCCGCCGGCGUUGAUGGCCCUGCAGAUGUCCUGGCAGCCGAAUCUCCUGAGUCAGAAGCGCAAAACCGGUGCUCCUCCCUUAGGUCUCCGUAACCUCGGCAACUCCUGCUACCUCAACAGCGUUCUCCAGUGCCUCACCUACACUCCUCCUCUCGCCAAUUUCUGCCUCCGUUUCCAACACUCUUCUCUCUGUGAUUCUUCUGCUUCUUCCUCGUGCCCGUUCUGCAUACUCGAGAAGCAGAUUGCGCGUUCUCUCAAGUUAGAUCUCGCGCACGACGCUCCUGCCAAGAUUCAGAGCUGUCUCCGGAUCUUCGCUGAGCAUUUCCGCUGUGGUCGUCAGGAGGACGCGCACGAGUUCCUCCGCUACGUUAUUGACGCCUGCCAUAACACCUGCCUCCGCCUCAAGAAGCUUCGCCGGAAAGGGGGUGGUGGUGGUGACAGUGGAGGGUCUGUGGUGAAGGAUAUCUUUGGGGGUGCCUUGCAGAGCCAGGUGAAGUGUCUCUGCUGCGGGUACGAGUCGAAUAAGGUUGAUGAGAUGAUGGAUAUCAGUCUAGAUGUUUUUCAUAGUAACUCGCUUAGGGACUCUAUGCAGAAAUUCUUUCAGCCUGAGGUUUUAGAUGGCAACAAUAAGUACAAGUGUGAUGGCUGUAAGAAGUUGGUGGCAGCUAAAAAGCAGAUGUCUAUACUUCAAGCGCCUAAUAUCCUCGUGAUACAGCUCAAGAGGUUUGAGGGCAUAUUGGGUGGCAAGAUCGAUAAGGCUGUUGCAUUUGAAGAAGUUUUGGUGCUUUCUAGCUUCAUGUGCAAAGCAAGCCAGGAUCCACAACCAGAAUACAAGCUCUUUGGAACUAUUGUGCAUUCAGGUUACUCCCCUGAAUCUGGUCACUAUUAUGCGUAUAUUAAGGAUGCAAUGGGUCGGUGGUAUUGCUGUGAUGAUUCUUGUGUAACAGGUGCAACCCUGCAAGAUGUUUUGUCAGAAAAAGUUUAUAUUCUUUUUUUCUCUCGGACUAACCCAAAGCCAGUGUCAAUUAGUAAAUCUCUUGCGUCAAACGGUGUAAAGCCUCAUCAUUCCAAUGGGAGUCAGGCAUCUGAAUGCCCAAAGGUUGAUGUACCACUGAAAACAGUGCAUGCAAAAUUGAAUUCUGAGCAGUCUCCUCAGAAAGAUAUGCUGAGUGUAUCUAAAAUUGGUAAAGGGCCGUCAAGCUCACGAGUGAAGUUUGACAUUAAUGGUAGUUCUACUUCUAUUUCCAAGAAGAGUCCCGCUCCUGCAAGUGUCAAUGGGAAAGUUGACUUCUCUAGGAAUAAUCAGCCCUUAGUAAUAAAUGGGCAUGCGAAGGACUCAGUUUCAUUAGAGAAUGGUAAGAAAGAUCCUUCGUCAUUACCCAUUGGAAAUGGCUUUGACAAAAAUAAACCUGACGUUGUUAAGAGCUCGAAAAGGAAGGAGUCAACAAUGGCAAAUGGACACAAUAAUGUUCAGACAGUUGAUACCCAUACUGUAAAACCAGAUCCUACAGAAAGUACUGAUAGAAACAAAGAAAUAACAGGUAGAGGGCCUGACAACUGUAAGCAUGAAAGCAAUGGCGUCAACGGUGUGCCAAACAUAUUGGGGAAUAAGAGAAAGGUGCUUGAGGCUUCAUGCAUUUUGCUUGCACAUGAUGCUCAGUCUCGAGCAAGAGUUCAAGAACUGAAGGACAUUCUUGGGAAAGAGGCAAAGUCAGUUUUAAGGUCAUGUGGCUGGACAGAUAUGGUCUAUGACUACUUGCGUUCUCAAAAAAGGUUACGAGCACAAGAAGCUGGAAAUUUAACGAGUGGAGAUGAAACAAGGAAGUUGUUAAUAAAAGAUGCCCAAGGUGCUUUCAUAUCUCAGAUUCCUGAGUCAUUAAGAAAGGAUCUGAUUGAACGGCUCCGAACAUUUAGCCAAGAAAAAGUCCAAUUUGAAGGACCUUGACCUGAUCAGCAUGUUCUGUCCUGCAAGUGAGGCUUAGUGUGUAUACUCUGUAUUACUAAUUGUCGUAGGGAUGGUGGUAUUGUUUCAUACUUACUCUUUGAGGUAGUGCUGGCGAUUAACAGCAGGAGAAUGUGGAGACUAUCGUUAAAGUCCUCUCUGCGGUGGCUUUGUUUUGUUAUGCCUUCCAGGAGCUCCAUGCAGAUUCGAUAUAGACGUUCAGAUUUUAUGUCUUGCCAUGUUUUCUUUCUCCAUGGAGGCUCUAAAGUACUAUGAAUCGUGAGAAGAGCGUGUCAGGAAUUCAUUCCAUUUUGUACAAUCCGUUUUAGGCUUGUAUUGGAGCAAAAUCUUCUUUCUCUAUAAAAUUGCUCAACAAAUUUUGCAUCAUAGAUGAGGCUGUGGCUGUGGGAUACAUGCUAUCAACAAUCACAAUCCGGUAUUAAAUGAGAAAUUCCUUCACUAUGUUCAUUUAGAUCCUCAGAAGGAUUUAUGAUUCAGUUUUGGUCACAGCAGCACCUGUAUCGUUUUUGUAUUCGUGAUAACUAUGGAUAACAAAUACUUUGGUAGACAACAUUGCGUCAAAGUUUUCCA
This is a messenger RNA of Lotus japonicus, 2714 nucleotides long. RefSeq names its product ubiquitin carboxyl-terminal hydrolase 25. Lineage: Eukaryota; Viridiplantae; Streptophyta; Magnoliopsida; Fabales; Fabaceae. The coding region runs from base 195 to 2126 and encodes 643 amino acids. Gene Ontology annotation, cellular component: cytosol; nucleus. The transcript has 9 exons. Gene Ontology annotation, molecular function: cysteine-type deubiquitinase activity; cysteine-type endopeptidase activity. Gene Ontology annotation, biological process: protein deubiquitination. The record is from RefSeq and is a predicted model, not a curated record.